Sorghum bicolor (sorghum) is the source of this 2173-nucleotide messenger RNA. RefSeq names its product DEAD-box ATP-dependent RNA helicase 52A. Gene Ontology annotation, molecular function: ATP binding; RNA binding; RNA helicase activity. The coding region runs from base 71 to 1774 and encodes 567 amino acids. The transcript is spliced from 6 exons. NCBI's taxonomy places the organism in Eukaryota, Viridiplantae, Streptophyta, Magnoliopsida, Poales, Poaceae. Gene Ontology annotation, cellular component: nucleus. The record is from RefSeq and is a predicted model, not a curated record.
CCCUCCCCUCCGCUCUCCCUUCCCAAAAAGCAUUGGGGUUUUAGUGGGGUGGUAGCUGAAGAGCCCACCAAUGGCGUCGUACGGUAGCAGUGGCGGAGGCGGCGACCGCGUGCCCGGGGUGGGCGUGCUCGCCGAGGCGGUGGACGGGCUCGAGAUCGGCGGCGACGGGGAGAGGCGGCUGGACAAGUACGACAUCCCGGUGGAGGUGAGCGGGGAGGGCGCGCCGGCCCCCGCCGACGGGUUCGAGGCGGCCGGGCUGGCGGAGGCCGUGCUCCGGAACGUGGCGCGCUGCGGCUACGACAACCCCACGCCCGUGCAGCGCUACGCCAUGCCGAUCGUCAUGGCCGGGAGGGACCUCAUGGCGUGCGCGCAGACCGGGUCCGGGAAGACGGCCGCGUUCUGCCUCCCCGUCGUGAGCGGCCUGGUGGUGCCGCCGGCGGGAGGAGGGAGCGGGUACGGGUACGGACGGCGAGACAGGGGCUCGUUCGAUCGCGUCGCCAAGCCACGAGCACUCGUCCUCGCGCCCACCAGAGAGCUUGCAGCACAGAUUAACGAGGAGGCCAGGAAGUUUUCUUUCCAAACGGGACUCAGAGUCGUGGUAGCUUAUGGGGGAACACCAAUGUAUAACCAGCUGCGUGAUCUAGAGAGGGGUGUUGAUCUUCUUGUGGCUACACCUGGACGCCUUGUGGACAUGGUUGAGCGAUCACGGAUCUCGCUUGAGGGAAUUAAGUACCUGGUAAUGGAUGAGGCUGACAGAAUGCUGGAUAUGGGAUUUGAGCCUCAGAUAAGAAAGAUAGUUGACAUGAUGAAUAUGCCAAAAAAGUCUGUAAGACAAACUAUGCUCUUCAGCGCAACUUUCCCCCCUGAAAUACAGAGGCUGGCUUCUGAUUUCUUGUACAAUUACAUAUUUGUUACUGUCGGGAGGGUUGGGUCAAGCACUGACCUGAUUGAGCAGAAACUUGAGUUUGUUAAUGAUGGGGAGAAAAGAGGCUUCCUGAUAGACCUUUUGCAGAAGCAAUCUGCUGGUGUGGCCAAUAGCAAGCUGCAGCAACCCCUAACAUUGGUCUUUGUGGAGACGAAGCGGGAAGCUGAUUCACUGAGGUAUUUUCUACAGUCAAAAGGUUUCCCAGCAACAGCAAUCCAUGGUGACAGAACACAACAGGAGCGGGAGAGCGCACUGAAAUCCUUCAAGAGUGGCACCACUCCUAUAAUGGUCGCCACUGAUGUAGCUUCAAGGGGUCUGGAUGUCCCGAACGUGGCUCAUGUGAUCAAUUACGAUCUCCCCAAGAGCAUCGAGGAUUACGUCCACAGGAUCGGAAGAACUGGGAGAGCUGGAAAGGCUGGGAUUGCCACCGCUUUCUUCACCGAGUCGAACCACCCCCUGGCAAAGGGCCUGCUGGAGCUGAUGACUGAGGCGAAGCGGGAUGUGCCUGAGUGGCUCGUGGAGUAUGCAAACAGGCCGUGCUAUGGAGGGUCCAGCUAUGGCGGAAGAGGCCGAAGGGGCGGCGGAGGGUUUGGCGGAAGAGACUAUCGACGCAGCAGUGAUUAUGGCUAUGGGGUUGACGAUAGUGGCUAUUCCAGCCGCGGUGGCAGCUACUCUGGUGGUGGCGGCUAUUCCAGCCGCGGUGGCAGCUACUCUGCCGGCGGUUCUCGUGGUGGUCGCGCAAACUAUAGUGGUGGUGGAGCUUCCUACGGAUCAAGUGCUCCUCCUCCCCGGUACUACCCGUCGUACCCCAUGGGCACCACUGACAUCAGCGCCUCUGGCUGGGACUAGUCAAUGCCCACGCGUAUCCUUAAUGCACAUGCCAUAUAGAUACUUUAUAUAUAUAGCCCUACGUCUGUAGUAGCUCGGUCUUUCUCUGGUCCUUUUGCCUUGCCGGCCCUCGUCUAGUCCUGUCAUAUAUACAUUGCCAUGGCCCUGUUGCACAGGGGCAAGCUUGGCGGUCGGGAACUUUGGGGUGCCUUUUUGUGUCAGUGUGGUGUGAGUGUUGCGACGAUGAACCCACUUGGUGGUUGGUUGGACUCGAAGGUUAUACAUAUGCAUAACAUUGGCUGUAACGGUGGCAAGUGAUACUGCUGUUUUUGGUAUUCAAUCCAAGAGCUGUCCAGUACUUGCUGGUACUCUGAAUCUCUGAUGAAAGAUGGAAUGGGUAGUUUGGUUUCUGGAGUUCUA